Messenger RNA from Lepisosteus oculatus (spotted gar), 12474 nucleotides. It is a transcript of the gene igsf9bb, whose product is annotated as immunoglobulin superfamily, member 9Bb. Gene Ontology annotation, biological process: cell-cell adhesion. NCBI's taxonomy places the organism in Eukaryota, Metazoa, Chordata, Actinopteri, Semionotiformes, Lepisosteidae. Gene Ontology annotation, molecular function: protein binding. The record is from RefSeq and is a predicted model, not a curated record.
CUGCCGCCCGACUGACGGGGGGAGCGGCCAAUACCCGCCCACAGGCCUCCCACACCAACCAAUAAGCGCGGAGCGCGGGCGGAGCCACCCGCUAAAGGCCCAAGUUAGGUUUCACCGCGGGUUCGCAAGCUUAGCGCUGGCUGCCUCCGAACUCGCUGGUUGCAGGUGCUCUAUCUCGACGAGAGAGGAUGCGAACGGAGAGAAGGGGAGGGCGAGAAUGAAGGCAAGCGCAGAGGAAAAAGUGCACAGGGCAUGAGUAAAAGGGUAUUAGCGGGAGAUUGUGCGAACACCGUCCAGGGGGCUCGGCGAUGAAAGAUUUACUGAAAGGGGCACUUUGAGAUAUGAUGAGGUUUCUUUCUGGUUGGCAAUAGUACUAUGAUUUGGUAUGUGGCCACUUUGAUAGCAAGUGUAUUCAUCACCCGAGGAACGGCUGCUCAAGGUGCCCACGGAGUCCGGGAGGAGCCCCAGUUCGUGACGGCGCGUGCUGGAGACAGCGUUAUCCUGGGAUGUGAUGUGAUCCACCCUCUGAACGGCCAGCAGCCCCCCUAUGUGGUGGAAUGGUUCAAGUUUGGAGUGCCUAUCCCCUUCUUCAUCAACUUUCGAUUCUACCCUCCUCAUGUGGACCCCGAGUAUGCUGGUCGGGUCAGUCUGCACGGCAAGGCCUCUCUGCGGAUCGAGCAGGUGCGGUCAGAGGACCAGGGCUGGUACGAGUGUAAAGUCCUGAUGCUGGAGCAGCAAUACGACACCUUUCACAAUGGCAGCUGGGUGCACCUCACGGUGAAUGCUCCCCCUAAUUUCACGGAGACCCCGCCACAGUAUGUGGAGGCCAAGGAGGGGGGCAGCAUCACCUUGACCUGCACUGCCUUUGGUAACCCCAAACCCGUGGUCAGCUGGCUGCGAGAGGGACAGCUCCUGGGGGACAGUGGGAAGUAUAAGGUAAGCGAUGGGAGUCUGACAGUCCUGUCCAUCAGCCGGGAGGACCGUGGAGCCUAUACAUGUCGGGCUUACAGUAUUCAAGGAGAGGCCAUCCACACGACACGCCUGCUUGUCCAAGGACCUCCAUUUAUCGUGUCACCACCUGAGAACAUUACUGUAAACAUAUCCCAGGAUGCCCUGUUCACCUGUCAAGCAGAAGCAUACCCUGGCAACCUGACAUACAUCUGGUUUCAGGAGGAAGAAAAUGUCUUCUUCAAGAAUGACUUGAAGCUUAGAGUGCGGAUUUUGAUUGAUGGAACCCUCAUCAUCUUUCGAGUGAAGCCCGAGGAUUCUGGGAAGUAUACCUGCAUUCCCAGCAACAGCUUGGGCCGCUCACCCUCUGCUUCAGCCUACCUGACGGUACAGUUCCCCGCCCGGGUUGUAAAUAUGCCGUCUGUCAUCUACGUCCCAAUUGGAUUGCCAGGAUUCAUUCGCUGCCCAGCUGAUGCCAACCCGCCAGUGACAUCCGUCAAGUGGAAUAAAGAUGGCCGCCCACUGCGAAUUGAGAAGUAUCCCGGCUGGAGCCUGAUGGAGGAUGGGACCAUUCGUGUGGAAGAGGUGACAGAGGAUUCUCUUGGCACUUACACCUGUGUGCCUUACAACGUCCUGGGUACCAUGGGACAGUCCCCCCCAGCCCGUCUGGUGCUAAAGGAUCCCCCUUACUUCACGGUGCUACCCGGCUGGGAAUACCGGCAGGAGGCUGGGAGAGAGCUGGUGAUCCCUUGUGCUGCUGCCGGAGAUCCAUUCCCCACGAUCACAUGGAGGAAGGUAGGGAAGCCCAGCAGAAGCAAGCACAAUAUUCUACCGAGUGGCAGCUUACAGUUCAAAUCCCUGAGUAAGGAGGACCAUGGGGAGUGGGAGUGUGUCGCUACCAACGUCGUCACAAGCAUCACUGCCAGUACUCAUCUCCUAGUAAUCGGCACAAGCCCUCAUGCCCCAGCCCAUGUACACGUUUCGGCCUCGACGACUUCGGCUAAUGUCUCCUGGGAGCCAGGAUAUGACGGAGGAUUUGAGCAGACAUUCUCAGUCUGGUACGGCCCUGUGGUGAAGCGAGCUCAGUUUGGGCCCCAUGACUGGCUCUCCCUGCCGGUUCCUAGCAGCCAGAGCUGGCUGCUCGUGGAGGGCCUGGAGCCCGAGGUGGCGUACCAGUUCAGUGUCCUGGCCCAGAACAAGCUGGGAACAGGCCCCUUCAGCGAGGUCGUCACUGUGAACACACUAGUAUUUCCUAUUACUACCCCUGAACCACUGGUGCUGCUUACCCCACCAAGGUGCCUCACAGCCAAUCGGACACAGCAGGGAGUCCUGUUAACGUGGCUCCCUCCAGCUAACCACACUUCUCCACUUGAGCGUUACAUCAUGGAGUUCCGCCUCGGAGAGAGGUGGGACAUGCUGGACAAUGCAAUCCCUCCGGAAGAGACGGAGCUUUUAGCCAGAGACCUUGUUCAGGAUUCAUGGUACGAGUUCCGUGUGAUGGCUGUCAUGGAAGACCUCAUAAGCGAACCCAGUAAUGUUGUGGGGGUCUCAAGUACAGAUCUCUUCCCCCCCCCAGAGAUGGCAGAUGAGGGACUGGCGAGGCCAGUGGUGGCUGGGAUCGUGGCCACCAUCUGUUUCCUGGCCGCGGCGAUCUUGUUCAGCACACUGGCGGCCUGUUUCGUCAACAAGCAGCGCAAACGCAAGCUCAAGAGGAAGCGUGACCCUCCCCUAUCUAUAACUCACUGCAGAAAAAGCGUCGAAACUCCGAGUCCUCUAAGCCCACUGCCUGGUAUUGAGCCUUACUGGGAGGGGAGGGAGAGGAACAGCUGCAGGGCUCCCCACAGCAGCCCUCUGUCCUCUUCUGGGAAAGUGAGCCCCGAAAGUGUCCACUCCCUGCGUGCCCCUUCUGAGUCCUCUGAGGAUGGCCGUGGCCUGCAGGUGAAGAAGACCCUGAGCCCCGGGAAGGAGAAGGAGCUUUCGCUCUAUAAGAAGACCAAACGAGCAAUAACCAGCAAGAAGUAUAGCGUGUCCAAGCACGAGGCUGAGGCCACCACACCCAUCGAGCUCAUCAGCCGCGGGCCGGACGGGCGCUUCGUCAUGGAGCCCUCGGAGCUGGAGCCGUCGGUCAAGCCCCGGCGGAUCGAAGGAUUCCCCUUUGUGGAAGAGUCGGACUUGUACCCCGAGUUCCGGCAGUCAGACGAGGAGAACGACGACCCUGCACCGAUGCCCCCGGCUGUCUCUGCCCUCAGACCCCAGAUUUCUCCUAUCUCCUCCAGCCAAGAGUCCUACCUGCAGCCCCCAGCCUACAGCCCCAGGUUCCAGAGGCCUAUGGAAGGAAUGGGAAUAGUGGAGAGCAGCCGACUCCAGGCCACGGGACAGAUCAGGGCCCCUCCUCACCAGAGAGGCUUCCCCCAUGGCCAGUUCUACAGCUAUCUAGGCAGCCCAGGGGAGCCUGAACCCCCUGCCCCGUUUUACAUGCCUGAAAUCAGCCCCCUCAGCUCCGUUAUGUCCUCUCCGCCCCUGCUACCAGAAGGACCUUUUGGUCACCCCACUAUCCCAGAGGAAAGUGGGGAAGGCGAGAUCCCACACUACGCCGCCUCCAGCAGCACGCUACCCCUCACCCACACCCCUCCGUCCUCCCACUCCCCCGAGUUCUGGCAGCGGCCCGAAUUCUCCUUUGCUAGCUUUGAGGGUCCUCCCUUAAUGUUUCCCACACCCCACCCUCUCCAUCCUCAUCGCGACCUCUCAGAGCCCCCCCUCCCCCUGCCCCAUCUCUUUCCCCGGGCAGCCCUCCCGCCCUCUUCCCUGCAAGUCUCCUCGUACCCCGGCGUCCUGCAGCUGGAGGCCCCAAAGAGCCGCCCCGGCAAGUCUCCCAGCAAGGUCAAGCCCUCCGGCCUCCCAGGCAAGCGUUUACCUAUGCAAGAGGCACAGAGUCACGGGCAGCUAAGACAUACCAGCCAUGGUAUGGGCGUACCGGUAUUGCCUUACCCCGACCCGGCUGCCCACAUGGGCGGCCCAAGCACAUUUGGUAGCCUGGACUCUCGGUGGUAUGAGCCCCGGCCCCGGCUGAGCCCAAGGCUGGCUCACCGGGUGGAUCCUAGCCUUCAUCAGGUGGUCCUCCAGCCCUCUCGGCUCUCCCCUCUCACCCAGAGUCCCCUGAGCUCUCAGGAGGGAUCCCCUGAGUUGGCUGUCCGCCCUAGGCCCCGCCCAGGCCUGAUCCAGCCCUCUAUCCUACCCGAAAUGUCAGAAAUCACCCUUCAGCCCCCCGCUGCCGUCAGCUUCUCCAGGAGGUCUUCUCCUACUUCCUCGCCAGCCCAAGUCCCGGGCAAUGGCAGAUGGGGCAGCCCCAGCUAUCGGCCCCAGCUGGCCUUUGCCACCACUGCAACUAGCUAUCCCUCCCAGUCCCCAUCGCCCCCCAUGGAAAGCAGCGAUGUUUUCGGGCAGAUACCGUCCCAGCGGAGGACAGAUGAAGAGAUUCUUCCCUCUGAGCCAUCACCACCUCAGUUGUCAACUUCAGGGAAACGUUUAGGUGCGUCGAGUGCCCCUGCAGGGUCUGAGAGGUUUGAAGCACUGCGUUACCAACGGAUUAAAAAACCCAAGAAGGUGGCCGUCAACAACAACAACUCCAAAUCUAGGAGAAAAACAGGUGUACUUGCCUCUCAGACCCAGCAGCCCCGUGCCUCUCAGGUACUCCAGCCCGAAGAAGCUCUCUACCUCCGUAAGAAGAAGAGGCGGCCGGCCAGGCAGGACCCCUAUGCCCGCUUCUCCGCCCUGCUGUACCGGCGCCCGGCUCGAGAGGACCAGAAAGCCAUUCUGGCCAGCAUGGACACAGCCGAUCCUGACCACUCCACACUCCUCUAAAGACCAGUCUCCUUCCUUCCUCGACCCCACAUCUGCCAGCUCCUUGCCAAGACCAACGGUUUACCUUUCUUUCUUUUUUUUGGGGGGGGGGAGUUGUUUGUUUGUUUUAGUCAUUUAUAAAGGACCAAUUCCCAAAGGUUUUACUCCAGUGCAAAGGCCUUAUGGGCACACCCACGCGAUUUAGUUGUUUUUAAGUGGUAAGAAAUGGCACAAACAGCAUACAUCUGCUCGAACUCUUGCUAAAAAUGAACCAGAAUGAAAAGAAACUAGCAUCAAUUUCCAGACUCGAAUUUUGAAUAAAGGGGCCAUCUUCUUUGCAUUGAAUGUUUUAAAAGUUUCCCUUUAUUUAUAUAUUACAGUAUUAUUCCCAAUUGGACUUUUUCUAAUAGACACAGUAGCCUUCUUCAACCUUUUUCCAUUGUUUUAAUUUGUUUAGAAUAUCUCAAAAUGUUUCCACAUUGUAAAGCUUUUGAACAUUACAAUGUAUGUCUCCUUAGUUGGUUCUUACCUCCUACAUACUUUCAGAUGUUGUUUUGAAACCCCUCCCUUUUGUUAGAGAAAGAGAUAACUAAAUGCUUUGAAAAAGUAGGUUUUAAAAGGUAACAGAUAUUUAUAGUUCUUCUCACCAAUUUUUAUAGUUCAUAUUUAAAUUAUUUAAAUUAUGUUCUGAAAGAACUACCAUUUACAUUUCCUAACACAAACAUUCUAUUUAAUUUAGCUUCUAACUAAAUCAUUUAAUACCUAAAAAACAGCCCUAGUCGAGAUUUUGUGCUUACAGUAAAUACAAUUUAAAGCCAUUUUCAGGAGCAACUACUACACACUGAGGUUAUGUAGAGCUAUGAGAGUGUAAUUAAAUACUUCAAUCAGAACGUUUCAGAAUUAGUGGUGGCCUUCAUUUACAUUUUGAGAAGGCAGAUAAUGAAUUCAUCUUUAUUGAAAUUGCAUUGCAGAUUCAGUAUUUUCAAUCAAAAGGAAGCUUUUUAUCGAUGCAAAGCACAAUGGGAGUCAAAACACAUUUUGACAAAUGAAAAAAGAAUUAUGCUGUCUCUGCUGUCUCUGCCGCGAUUUAAAAAAAGUAAAACAUUGACUUUAAUCUUGAGCAUAAAGUCUAUAGAAACUGUAACUGCAGUCCAAAAAAUGUAUUUUUGGGUCCCUAUUUGCUCCUUGGUUUUCAGAUCUACAAUCUUUGAACUAUUGCUGCUUUGCACUGGAGCAAAAUCUUGGUGUCUCCGCCCUGUUGGGCUCUUUUGAUAAAAGCAUUGGUGUGACGUUAUGUUUCCUCUUUUGUUAGCACACUUGUGCUUUGUUAGGAAGGUCCACAAUCCUGUAUGGAAAAAAGUACUAUAGUAAUGCCAAAAAUACUACAGCUCCCUUAAAGGAAAUAAAACAACACAAGUACUGUACUGUGAGGAGGAUAGGAUUUUGUGCCAUAGUAUACUAUAGUAUUUUUUAUGAAUAUGGGAGAGCUCUAUUUUAAGUCAAGUACACUAUAAAUAUACAGUCUGGACACCUUCUGGCAUGUCUUGAUUUAAACGAGAGCUCAGUGCUGUUUGCCUCCUUAAUCUUCCUCAGUUGAUUUCUUUCUUAGAGCAACUAAAUGAACAGUCUUCAAUAGCAGCCUUUGUAGCCUGGUGCUCCUAUUUAUCAUCUUGUUCAGUUGAUCAUGUUUGUCAAUAUAACUGCCUAGACCAUAUCAGAGGUUCAAGACAACACAGAUGUCCACUCUUGGCAGUUACAACCUUACAUCUUUAUAAGCCUCCAAAGCAUUCAUGUAGGGAAUGCUUGUUUUUUUUACUGGCGCCUUUCUAGACUAGCUGGCCUCCAUUUUCUGGAGAAUAUUUAGUGGGUUUGGGUGUUCUCGACAUCAGACGGUGCUUUUUGAGAAUUUGUUUAUGAAGAUAUGUAUGUUCCCAGCAGAAUUUACAUAUCCAGUACAAACAGUGUGUCAGACAUGUCAAGAGAGUUUGGUUUCAAGGCAGCAGGGUGUCCUGUUGGCCAGUGUGGUUGUUCCAUUCACCCACGGGAUCAGACAUGAUUUUUGAACCCCUGAGAAAUACCAAAUGAAAGUAGGAUUUAAAAAGUAUGUAAGUGCUUUAUAGACCAGUCUUCUUUUUCUAGCUUAAUGAAUGUUCUUGAGACAAGUGUUCAGAAAACAGAGAUUUGAUUGGAUCCGCCUCGCACUGAAAGCUUUUCAAGUAGAUUUUCUCAAUUCUUUUUCAAUCAAAUCUUUUUUCGUUUUGCAUUUAUGUACAUACACUUCAGGUUGCUGUGUGAAAAGGUUGAAUGGUUUACUUGAUUGAUCCCACUGCAGCUGAUCAAAUGACUGCCAUAGCCUAACCUGUCUUUUGCAGUGCAUGUAUGUGUGAGACUCACAUUUCAUCAGAGAUGGCAUGAAUAACGUUCACUUACUGGACCUAGUGCUACUGCUUUAAUAAAGGCAGGGCACCUCCAGAAGCCUGAUGCAUCUUAAUUCUUUUAAUUUAUUUACACAGUUUAGCAAUUAGCAUAGUUGUAACCAGUGGAAAAUCACAACAUUAUUUUUGACAGUGACUGCUUGUGUAGCUAAUCUGUUGCCUGUAAUCAGGGCAUGCCUUAUUUGUGAAUUGAACAACAUGUCACACUCUUGUUAUUAAGAUAAUAAGCAGGGCUUUUGGUUUCCCUGUUCCACAUUAAGGUCUCAAGCACUUGAACAAUUCAUGUGUUCAUUCAAUAUCUUCACUGGGUCUCACACAAUUAAUGCUUUAAACAGUGAACAUAAUUCAAGGUGUGUGACCUGCAACCUCUGAGACCUCUGCAACCUCUGAGAAACAGAUAAAGUGACUGUCAGCUUGUGGACAGAGAAAGCUGAAAGCAACUGCUUUCAAGGGAUCAAUUUCGCUUUGCUUGUUUGAUUUCUGGUCCACAGGGUACACUGUACACACUUACGAUAGCAACAAGCCCAUUAACAGAACUCGCUUUUAUUUAGACUUGCAUUUGGGCUUGGCCUGCUAGUUUUCUUGAAAAUAUACUCUCCUUCAGCAAAGGUGAACCAAAUGCCAAGUGGUCAUUUUGACCAGUUAAGUCUCCAAAUUAAGGUCUAACAAACAACUCUCAAAGCAGAGGAUCCUGUGAGUCACAAGCAUAAGUGCAGACAUCCUCUGCUCAAGAGUAUUGCACAGACCGUCUGGCAUCUUUUUCAUAUUCAACUUCAGAAUCAACUUCACUAUACACUGUAUAAAAAAUGUUUUUGUGUGGACAAUGACGGACUAUCAAAGUUUUUGAAAGGUUCAGUGUAAAAAGAAAAUUAUUUCCCCUCCCCACUCUGACAUACUUUAUUAUUUAAGGAAUAUUCUCAGAAGAAAAUAUCUGAGCAUUUAUUUGCAACUGGCUCUAGGUGGCGGGCGUAAAUGUUUUGUAGGAGUAGGGAUCAUUAUCUGGUUCUGAAGAACAGAACACAGUUCACAAAUCAAAAUGUAGCUUUAUAUAGACCUUUUCAAUUUCUGAAUAGAACUUUUUGUCACAAAGAGAAUAUGUUGGCUUUUUGUGGAAGUUUUUGCUUUGAUUUUGUUGAUUGCUGUUUUCCUUUGCAAUACUGUUAAUAGUGUGGGGACAAGAAUCUUAAGAGAGUUGUGGGGUGCAGAGUCGGAGGUUAGGAAAUGUGAUUUCUCUUUGAAUUUCAAGUAUGAGGACGGACUUCACCUCCAGAAGUCAAAUUGAUUGAGCUCAAAAGGUACAGCAGAUCCAGACCUCUUCCUUUUGUUACACUAGACCUCACAGCUGUUUGAAUGGGGAGGCUCGUUAAAGUUUCAACACAAAUAUUUGCUAAAGUAUUCUGAGUUGACAAAAUUUUGCUCAGCUGUUGGCAAAGCUAGAAUCCUUUGGGGUGCUGUCCAAACUGUGGAAAAUGAUGAAAGUUCUGCAGUUUCAAAGGGGUAUUUCUAAUGCAGAAUUCUGUUUACAACAAUAGAUUUUUGUACUUUUUGUAUUUAAUUUUAAGCUGUAUACAAUUUCUCAUUCAGAAGGCAUACUACCUGUGCAUUAGUUUUCUACAGCUUAUUGAUAAUUCCUGUGUGGUAGACAGAAUCAAAAUAAACUCAGAGCAUAUUAGGAAAUAAGAAGAAACUAUCCGUUGAAGACAGUAGACACUAAUGUACAUGGAAAACCUUUUCUGUUGUACAAGUAAACAUCUUUCAAAAAGUUUCCAAAAUCAAACACUCACCAGUACCAGUGCUCUGAUAUUUACUCAAUAAAUCCACAUAGGCGUUACUGUUAUGCUGCAGAUAAAUGUUUGCUACUUGUAAGUGGAAUAAAACAAGUGUUUGGUUUUUUCUGUACAUGCAUAGACAAAGUAGUAGUGGUGUACUUCUGAUAGAAUACUACUGUAUUUGCAACAAAUUCAAGUGUGUGUGAAGUACACUAGUCUAAUAUAAUUGGUGUAUUGACCAGAAUGUUCAUGAUGUACGCAUUUACCAUUUUUUUAUACGCAGUCAUUAAUGCAGCUUUUGGCUGGUAAUAUCGGAAACAGAUUCUCUUUAGCUGCAAUACUGCGUGCAUAUGAAAUACCCUGUAAAUGCUGUUAAUAUUCUUAUUGUUGAACAUUGGGGUAUACAUUUCACCUAGGAAACACUAUUUUUCGUAAUAUAGUAGCUUAAAAUAAGAUCCCGCAAGGAGCAUUGAUGUGCAUGGGUUUCGAGUAUUCACAGUAAAUCUCUUUUUUUGUAUGUAUACAAAACAACUGAAAAUACCAUAAUUCUGGUACCAGACAUUUUGGUGCACUAGAUUUCUUUUUAAAAUGUAUUCUUUUCUUAUUUUAGCCAUAAUAUUCAGUGUAGUUUCACGUUCAAAAAUCAAAUAGAUAGUAUUUGCCUUGGCCUAAAAGGAUAUCUUCAUUUUUUUUCUUUUUAUUGGGUAUAACAACAUUUUAAACUGAAGCAUACUGUAUACAGUAGAACUUGGCUCUGUGUUUUCUUACAUGUGCAUACAGUAUUUGCACUUUCCUCAUUUCCUUAGUCCUUCAGAACAAACUUGAAAGAUAAUUCCUGUUUUAUUUUUGUCCUUGUCUGACAUCAGUGUCAUGACAUUUUUUUUUACAAAUCUUGUACACUUUGACACGAAUAAUCUUGCCUUUUUAAGGGUGUCUGUUUUUUUUUAUUAAGAGCGAACAGGUGUUUAACAGGGACAGAGUCUACAUUGGUUAUAGCAGGGAAUAUGAUUUUGGCAGAAAUACCGAUUUUGAUUUGCAUUGUGAAUGGUCUUUAGUAUAAGUUUCAUAUCCAAUCCUAAACUGUCUCCUUCAAGUAUGAUUUUGCAUUAUAUUUUAAUGAACGUAUAUACAGUAUAUAAUUUUGGAUUAAUUAAUAGACUUAUUAAUAAUGCUAGAUUAAUAAAUAUCAAUUAAGACUGUGAGCUUUUGUAAUUUUUCAGCAUGUUUUUGUGCUUCUAUAAAUUUCAUAUUUAUGUCUUGGGUUUUGAUUUCAAACAUUCAUGUAUGAUGGAAACGCUCGGAAAAUUAUGGCUAAAAUUGCUUUCCUAUUGUAUAUAAAGAAUGCCCCCUGUAAUGCACACUACCUGAAGGACAGAAAGAGAUGAAAGAAUUGAACACAUUGCAAGAUCUUUGUUGAAGCAGAUGUGCAAUAACUGAAGAGAACAGAAUGAUGUAUAACAAGCCAUUUACUCUUUUGUUCCCAGUGCAGUCCAGUAAUAAGUUAUUUCACUGAAUAGUAUUGAAGGAAGCUCCAGCAGCAUUUACCAUAUGUUGUAGACCUAAGUAGCUGUCAGUUCUCAGAGAGCUGAUUCAUUGUCUUAAGACUGUUCUAAAAGAAUGAAUGGAUUACUCACUACACCAGCUGUUCUGAAUGAAGAUAAUCACAGAAAGGGGAGAGAGAAAUAAAUCUUUCAAUAUUGACAAUUUUUCAAUCUUUAACUAUCAAAAGAAUUGCAUUUUUAAAAACGGGCAGUACAGCCACAUCUGUCAGUCUCUACCAUUUUAUUUUCAUAUUUUCACAUGUGAAAAAUACCGUAUAAUGAGAGACAAAUGAGAAGUUUAUUUUAUUCCCAGGUUUAGCGAAUAAAUGUUUGGAAACGUAAAAAUUCUGUCUAAAACUCUUAACCUUUUUCGAUGAUUUGGGCUUCAAAUUACAAGUAAGAAAGUAUCUUUUCUCUAAAAACUCUGCCUUUUCCUCUAUAUACUCUAUGCUUUUCUGAGGUUUUAUAAGCUAUGGCAGCACCAAAGAUCAAAACUCUUGUUCCCCUAUUUUAUUUGCACAGACCUUUGGCUUUGUCAAGUAAAAAAUUACUGAUGACAUUUUAGGUAAGUGUAUUUGGAGAGUCAAAUCUAGGUAAACUGGCAGGAUUGCUUUGUUUACCUGAUAAUAUCUAAUUGGCAGAAAGUCCUGCUGUGUACAUUAUCAUAUUGUACAUAUUUCUAAUCCCCCCCCCUAUACUGUUCACAAGUGGUUAAGGUUUGAAGUAGAAAAUCAUAGAUAUGUAUGGAAGUUCAAGGAGUGGGUUUUUCUUUUUCAUUUUUGCAAUCAUAGUCUCUGCACUGACUGUUGCAGCAGUUUCUAAAGGGCUAUCUAGGGCUGGAUUGUUUUAUAAGAUAUGUUAGUGAAUACUUUGUUGGUUGAUGACCGAAAAGCAAUAUCUAUUGCAAAUUACAACUGAAUUUUUUUUAACGUAUUUGAUUUACUGAAACAUAUUUAGAUAUGUCAAGGUACCUAGGGUACCUACAAAAAAAAAGCUUAAUUUGUUGCUGUUCUCCCCUUAUUUUUUAAAAAAGUUAGCUGUUGAAAUUUAGUAUGGAUCAGAAUAUGAAAUUGAAUAUUUAUAUGUACAGACUGAAUUGUUUAAAGGGAUUUUACUGCAUGUUAAGAAAGAGAUUAAGAAUAUAUAUAUAUAAAAAUAUACAAAAUUAUAUAUAAAGACAACACAAGAGUGAAAUAUAAUGGUGAAAUGUAGUGCAGAGUGUGAAGGACGGUGUAUUGAAGUAUAAUGUACAUAUUGUAUAGCUGAAAGAUUUUCUAUGCAUGGUUAUUGUUUUAGAAUAUGUGUAAAGAAAGAGGAAAUGAAAAGAUAAAGAUAUAGGAAAUAGCUUAGGUAUGCUAAAAGAGAUUAAAUGCUUGGAGAAAAAAAAUGAUAAUACAGUUACUCACUUCUUCAGAUUUGUUAGGAUGUUUUGGGGUAACAAGCUUACUUUUUUUUCAAAGGGUGCUAAGGGAAGACGAAACUCAAAGAGCAUGUAAGAGGAACAGGUUGGGAAGGAAUGUUGACUUUGAGCCUAACUUUGUCAAGUCUUCCACUUCAGAGCUGAGAAAUACAUAGCAGAUUAGCUUCAGUGCAUUAAUGAAGAAAGCAUAAAAGCACCCUACUUUAUUAGGCAUGUGCAAUGCAGUUAUUUAUUUUAGUUUUAAGCAAAAUUGUUUGAUUCAUUGCAUGGCAAAAGGCAGAGUGAAUACUUUGCCAUUUUAAUUGUGAUGAUAUUAAAGGAAGCAAGUCUACAUUUUUUGUCCACAGCAACAUGGCAACAUGAGUUGAGUCUGAGGGUAUGAAAGCACUCUUAAUUCAAGUAGUUUCCAUCUUCAGUGCAGGGUAGACCAUCACAAAUGGUUUGAAUUGAUUUCUAAUUUAAUGUUUCUCCUACCGUGAUAUAUGUAAAAUGGAUAUAAAUAAAAUUCUUCAUUUUCUUUU